Molecule: messenger RNA, 5896 nt
Organism: Linepithema humile (Argentine ant)
Lineage: Eukaryota; Metazoa; Arthropoda; Insecta; Hymenoptera; Formicidae
Product: neural cell adhesion molecule 2-like
Molecular function (GO): protein binding
Source: RefSeq, a predicted model, not a curated record
UCAGGACUCGAUGUGGCUUCGUCGCAGGGGAGGUUUCUCGUCGACGCGUUAUCCGACGAUACGCGAUGCUAACGAGUGAUCCAUGAAUCAAAAUCGAAGCGAAAACGCCGAGUGUCAUCGCGCACAAGUUCAUCAGUUGACAAUUGCCUGCACGACCUGCUUUGCAAGUGCUGAUCGAUGAUUCGGACGUUACGAUUACGCGAAGAACGCGGCGGCACGCUCGUGUUUUUAUAAACGCUGAAAUUAAUUUUUAACGCGAGUUUUGCAUGCGUGAUUCGCGACUUUUCGUUCGGCGCACCGCGUUGUCAUUUUUUUUACGCCACUUUGAGGAUUCCAUUUUAAACGCGCGUAAUGCACGUGUCAUUUCAGUGUGCACGUAUCGCCGCGAUACGAGAGUAAGUGAGAAAAAAAUCGAGACGCCUCGAUCGACUUACAAUGUGUUCAAAAUAAAUACCGCAACUCGGAGUAGCAUCGUUUUUCAUUUACCAGCGCGUUACGAUCGAAUUACGCGCUACCACUUGACUCGAUACAUAGUACCAAUAUAUUAUGAGUGACUGAACAUGUAACUUUAUACGCAUGCAGUUUGCCACUCCAUUCUUAGUCGCUCAGCUACUUGACAGAACCGAUACUCGGAGAAUAUAAGAGUGGAAUAUAAAACAGCAAAAAAUACUAUCAGUGAUCUGCCAAAGCGAUAUUUGUUCUGCGAUCAACAAGCAUCAGUGCUUCGAAAUUUCCGACGGUCGAGUAGUCUUAACAACCGGCAAGACAGAGUUUUGUAAUUUAUCAGAGAAAAAGAUCCAAACGACAACUUUAUUUUUUUCAACCACCCACUGUUUAGAAGAAAUUAAAAUAAUUCAGUGAUUAUAAAGUAAAUGCCACGGAAGAAAAUAUUCGUAAAAAAAAAAACAGACGCACCACACGAAUCUUUUAAAGUGUUCUAAAAAUUGAUCAGGCUCGCAACUUGUGUUGUGUUCGAACACAUAUUGUGGACACAUAUCCAUUACUGGAAUUUCAGAAUACGUCGAAUCCACUUUGCAACUGUAGCCGAGGCUCGUUUUAUUUCAUUCCGCGAAAGAUUUAUCGCGCGAUCGGGCGAUUUAGUGGAAUUCAGGACAGGCGUCGAGACAGAGGCGCGCGAAUUCCGGAAGCGCGUCGUCUUGGAGAGGAGCUUGCAUCCGACACGCCGCUCCGCUACAGACAAUAAAACUACAAUCGCCACUCAGGAACCUGUCAGGGGAAGCUUCCCUCCGUUUAUCCGGCAAAUCCGGUGAUCAUCUGCUCGCCCGACACGUCCGUGAAAUCCCACGGCAGCGACGAAUUUACCUAACGGGGAACGCAUCGAUCAAGAAGUGAAAAAAGGUGCGAUAACAAACGACAAGGGAUAAAGUUUCAACUACUCGCGAGCGCCGUUUGAAGAAUUACAUUUGCGGAUCGAUCGGAAAAUCUCCCGGGGAGAUCAAUCGCGCGCUCAAAUCGUCGCGGAGAGUUCCUUCAACCGGAGAGAGAUGAUAAGGGAAGCGAAGAUUGUGGAAAGGUAAGAUGGGAACAUCGAAACGGCGAUAACAUACGCCGUCGUUAGAGGUCUCGCGUUUCGUUCCUGCGAGAGAAAGAGAGGCUCGAAAGACAAAUAGCCGGCGUCUCAUUAAAUGACGACAGGUAGGUGAGCGACGAGACACAUAGGGGACGGGGCUGAGCGCGGCGUGUCGGUUCACGGCAACGGCUACGGCAACAACAACGACGACGGAGAACGGCGGAUGAUGUGGACGGCGGCGCAAUGCAGCAGCAGCAAAAGCAACGGCAACGACAACGGCAUCAACGGCAGCGAGAGCAACGGCAGCAACAUCGGAGAUCGCAAUUAGUGCCGGCUCGUAACGGCCGUGAGACUACGUAACAACUGAAGGGGGGCACAGGGGGUGACCGCCAGGGGCCGUCCGUCAGGUCGAGGGUGUGUGCAGUGCGCGUGAAAGGCGGACAAAAUGUGGUGGAGGUGGCGGUGGUGGAGUGUCGUGACGACGACGGUGGUGCUGGUCUUGGGAGCCGCCACGGCGUCGUACUCGUCGUUGGAACUAUCCGAUCUGGAUAAGCCGAUACCAAUCGUUGCCAUUGACGGUGUAGUCGGGGAAAAGGUGCAGCUCCCUUGUGACAUUCGUCCUGCUGAAAACGACGAAGUCAGAAUGGUGUUUUGGUACAAGGAAGGCAGGGGUGAGCCAUUUUACAGCUUUGACGUCCGCGGCAGACGGCAAUUCACCGACGGCCAACGCUGGUCGUCGCCCAACGCACUGGGACCAAGAGCUUUUUUCGCCACGAUGACGAAUCCGGCUUACCUCAGCAUCGACCGGCUGCAGAGCACGGACGAAGGGAUCUAUCGGUGCCGAGUGGACUUCAAGAACUCGCCGACGCGGAAGCAGAAGAUGAACUUGACCAUUAUAGUGCCUCCGUCGAAGCCGAUAAUACGGGACGGGGCAUCGAGGAAUGUUUGGGGCAUCGAAGAGCCGUACAACGAGGGGAGCGACGUGAAUCUGAUUUGCGAGGUUCGUGGUGGCAAGCCGCUCCCGAAGUUGACGUGGUAUCUCGACAACACCGUAAUAGACGAGUCCUAUCACUACAACGCCGAGAACGGGUUAACGGUUAACCACCUGGUGUAUGCGAAAAUUGGGCGACAGCAGCUCAAGGCGCGACUGAUCUGUCAGGCCAGCAACACGAACCUGAUACCACCGCAAACCAAACUGCUCAUCCUCAACGUGAAUCUGAAGCCAGUGACGGUGCAAAUCUUGACGAAGGAAACGCGAGUUUCGGCCGACAAAAAUUACGACGUGGAAUGUCGUACGAGCGGUUCACGGCCAGAUGCGAUGAUCACGUGGUGGAAAGCAAACAAGCAAAUCAAGAAGAAGGCUCAAAACUAUGCGCUCGAGAACAAUCAGACUUUGAGUAUCCUCAGCUUCAUGCCAACCAUAGAGGACGACGGUAAAUAUUUGACAUGCCGCGCGGAAAAUCCUGUCAUAUCCGACAGUGCGUUGGAGGACAAGUGGCGGCUCGACGUACAAUAUCAGCCGGUGGUCAACUUGAGAAUGGGCGAAACACUGAAUCCGGACGAUAUCAAAGAGGGCGACGAUGUGUACUUCGAGUGUAAGGUUCGAGCGAAUCCGAAGGUGUACAAGCUCGCCUGGUUCAAGAAUAAGAAAGAAUUGAAGAACAAUUCCACAGCGGGUGUAAUUCUUAGCGAUCAGUCGUUGGUUCUCAGAGGAUUGACUCGUUACUCCGCCGGCGACUACACCUGCCUCGCGGUGAACAGCGAGGGAAAGACCGAGAGCAAUUCGGUGUCCCUUCAGAUAAUGUAUGCGCCGGUGUGCAAGGAAGGCAAGAGCGAGGUGGUGGUCGGCGCAUUGAAACAGGAAACCGUGUCGUUAGUGUGUUCCGUGGAGAGCCAUCCGAUGCCAUUGACUUUCCAUUGGACAUUCAAUAAUUCCGGCGAGCUCGUCGAGGUACCGCACUCGCGUUAUUCCCACGUACCGGCGCCCGGCACACCAUCCGUCGCAGACAGCCUGAAAGAGUACCAACAGUUUCACGGAUCCCGGCUAAACUACACGCCGGCUACGGAAAUGGAUUACGGUACGGUGGCAUGCUGGGCGAGCAACCAGGUUGGCAAGCAACGAACACCCUGCCUCUUUCAGGUUAUAGCCGCGGGUCGUCCGUACGCUCUUCACAAUUGCAGCGCCACGGAGAUGUCGGCGCCUCUGGAUAUGGAGGAGCUCGGCACAAAGUCGGGAACAGGACUGGUAGUCCGAUGCCUGGAGGGCUACGACGGAGGUCUUCCGAUAUACAGUUAUCAGCUCGAGGUCGUGGCCGACGAGGACGGCGGUCCGAUUCUGCUAAAUAAAACCGUGCCGGCGAGUCCCAACGGGCCCACCUUCGAAGUCGCGGGACUAACGACAGGAAGGAGUUAUCGACUUUUUCUCUACGCGAUUAAUGCCAAGGGGAGGAGCGAACCUGCCAUUCUCGAGCCGGUAACCUUGAAGGGUGUUGCUAUGUACACGACUGGCAACACCGAUGCAUCGAUGCUGAAUCCGUUGUUGCUGGGCGUAGCAGCCAUGGUGGUCCUUUUGGCCCUGGUCGUCGCUGGAUUCCUGGCGGCGCUCUACCGGAAGCACUCCGCCGGCCGACCCGGAAGUCCAAAGCACGCUCCCAUCGUAUGCGAGCCGCCUAAUGCAGGUGCAACCACCCCGGUGCACCCUCAGACCAAGCAGGCGGUCGAUGACAUCGAUCCGGACAUCAUACCCAACGAGUACGAAAGAAGACCCCUAACGUACACCCCCGUCUAUAAGACGCCGCCACAACGAAAGAAGAAAGAUCGCGCCACCGACGAAGAUACCUCGCCGGAGAAAAGGCCGAUCGUUCAGCACGGUUUGGACUUGCCUUCGGACCCGAUGCUGACUGACUGCCUGCCAACGCCUACCAUAAAUUACCCGCAAAAUCACGUAUCUCAGCAAAGCACUUACAGUCAUCCGCCCACGAUGGCAGAUUUCAAGCAAAUGGCGAUGGACGCCUAUAAUCAGCGUAACAACCAAAACAUAUAUUAUAGCCUUCAGAGGACGAGCAAAGGUCUCCCGUCUAUGCCGCAGAGGCCCGUUUCAUCGUCGGUCUCCGCGCAAGGCAAAUUCCAUCAACCGGAAGUGGUGACACGCUCGAAUCGGAUACAAGAGAGCUGUAUAUAAGUUCGGAUGGAUUCCCUGCAGGAUCGACUCCGUGAGCUUCUAAGACGCCGCCGGCGAUUAUAUUUACACGUGUAAAUGUAACGAGCAUGGAGCAGAGAGAGCAGCGUUAUAGAGAUCUGAAAAGAUCCUUGAGACGCGAGCGCGAAGUCUAAUGUGACAUCUUCCCGUAGUUGGUACGCGAGUUUCGAACCACUCCGUGAGACACACUUAACGUUUACUGUACAAAACCGUAGAGAGGCUGGUGGUGUGUUACGGAUCUCGUAUUGACGGGAACGCGGUCUCUCCUCGAGAUUACGUUACUCCGACGCCGCCGGUGACAGCUGCGUUUUAAUACAUAAUUUUGCGGGGACGACGAGGUAAGCGACAUUAGAGAGUUAGAGGGAUACCUAUACAUGUCCAGAAAUAUUUCUUUACUGACAUACUGAGGUAUUAACGAUAUAUCGUACGUACAAAGAGUCUAACCCCUAAGUAGUUAAUGUUAAUAACGAGAGGAAAAAGAAAGAGAGAGAGGAAGAGAGAGAUAAGGCUGGGUCGCGCGCGAGCUAAGAAAAUUUCAAUGACGCUUUAUAUUUCAUUCUUAUUAUAUACUUCCGGUUUGCAAGUCGCACACAAAACGCCAUCUUUCUACAUGGACCGAUUUCUUUUGAAACUUUUACAAUCUACAAACUACUUUUCAAGUCUCCUACUACAUUUUUGUAAGGUAACACAGUUAUUCACGACCGAAGCUCAUCCUCCAGUCUUAUCCUCAAAAUACUAACGAUAUUAAUGUGAUCGUAUUCGAAGCUCAUCACUGCUCAUGUUUUUCGUACGCAAAAUUUUUAUAACGAACCGGAAAGGAAAGAAAAAAAAAGAGGCAUAUUCGUUCAAAAGACUUCGCCGAAACUCGAGAAAAUCCUCCCUUAAAGAGCGACGUCUUCGUUCCCGAUCACUGACGCGGUACAUGGACGUGAGUUUUACUGUUUAUAUAUAUAUAUAUAUAUAUAUACAUAUAUAUAUGAAACUAGUUUUUGUACAAAGAUCUAUUGUAAAUAGAUACACGAGCCUGGCCCUAGAGUUAUAGUCACUAAUGUCCGAAUUUCAUCCGUUACACGUUAAGCCAAGAAAUGUCCGAUCGCGUAAGAUAAAAACUCGAUGGCGUACGAAUACGAAAAUAAAGAGAAUACGUUUCAUCUGUUUUACACAAA